Molecule: messenger RNA, 1659 nt
Organism: Zygosaccharomyces rouxii
Lineage: Eukaryota; Fungi; Ascomycota; Saccharomycetes; Saccharomycetales; Saccharomycetaceae
Exons: 1
Coding region: 1-1659 (552 amino acids)
Source: RefSeq, a predicted model, not a curated record
AUGCAUACGCUUUUGAAUCCUCUUUCACUGCCACAGAGAUUGCUAAGGAAAGCCCUUUAUCCGCCAACAUUGGGUCUCUUGCUUGCCGCACUGCUAGCGGUAUGGACAAUUGGCUGUUUGAUAGAGUCCAAAACUGCUGCCAUCGAGCUCACGACGACUAUUUCCAACACUACUAAUACAUGGAACGUGGACUCAAAAUCUCUGGAAUCGAUAGCUACCUCCUUCGUUACAGUACAGAAGGAUCAGAUCCACGAUCACAUGAUAGAAUAUGUAGCCGCCCAUGUCUACAGCGGCUGUCGUAGCGCAAUCACUUCUUGGAAUCAAUCACUGUCGACAUCUGUUCAUGCUCAGCAGAUUAUGUACGGUUAUAUGUUGGAUUUAAACAAGACUAUCACCAAUGUACUUUACGACAAAUCCAAACAGAUUAAUGAAUCGUUAAACGCCCUAAGGGUUUCGGAUGCAAGCCAAUUGAGUGUAAACUACUGGUUUGUUGAUUAUUUGUUCCAUAACGUCUCUACGAAUAAUACCAAACUGAACGAUUUAAAAUUGAAUUUUCCCGUAAUUUCCAAUUCUACCAAACUGAAUCUACCCAACAUCAGCGCUAAUUCAUUUCUAUCCAAGGUUAACAAGAUAUCAAAUCAGUCAUCUGAAAAAACUACAGCCACUGCAAAAGUACAAAAUCAUAGAUUUUCAACACAUUUGGCAUCACACUGUCGUGUAAUAACGGCAAUCAUGGUCACCACAUAUGUCGUGUGCACAAUAGGAAUGUGUCUCUAUGAAUGGUUAAAAUUCAAAUGGGAAACGCUGAUAUUUAAGAAACAUGUGGAUUUGCAUCUCCAUCCCCUGGAAAAACUGGAAGAAGAAGAAGGUCCCAUCAAGGCUCAGCAGAGAUCAUAUCAUUUUGCCCGCCAGCUCGUUUUCACCAUGAACAACGCACCGUUGUAUUGGAUAUCCAAUUGGAUAGGCGCUAGAAAAGUCAAAGAAGGUAAAAAGUGGGAUCUUCUUGUAAAUAUCCAAUGGUGGAUACUAUCAAACACUGGUUACUUUUUACUGCUAUUACUAACAGUAGUAAUCCAUUGGCAAAUUUGCGUUUCAAUGAUCCAUACAUCUUCUAACCAAUUGUCCACACUUGAAAAGUCACAGUCAAAACAGGCACAUAAUCUCACUAAUACUUCCACCAAUACUAACAAUGCGAAAUUCUACCUUCAAUUCACUCAAGAGUGCCAUAAUUUCGAGCUUCACCUCUUCCAAACUUUAAACAAUUCCAUAUACAAUCAACUCUGGUCCCAUAACGGUGUAAUAGCCACAACUCUUGAUAACGUCAAUGAUCAGAUGAGCAAUCUCGUUAAAGAAGUACAAGUUGCUUCACCACCUCAAUGGAACAAUUUAUCGCUCUCGAAUUUUGUAUACCCAUGGCUACCGUCCAGUAAUUCUGAUUAUAAUUCUACGAUUGAUUCACUAUCACUACAAUGCCUAAAGAGUGGGGCAGUCUCAAGACGUCAAACUACAAUAGUUUCAAUCGGCAGUAGUUUCCUCAACACUACUAAUAUGCAAGAAGGGCUAGUAACCACAGAACUACACAAAUGGACCAUAGCGAGCCUGAUUGUAACCAUGGCAAUAUUCUACUUGCUCGGGUUGACGGUAUUCACCAAUCUAUAG